AUGAGUUCAGAAAAAGCCCCAGUCAUUACAACUUCCCAUGAAGAUGAAGACAUUUUGAAUGCCUUUGAGAUCCCCUCAAUGGCUUUUGUUUCCAUGGUCUUGAAAGGCGUCCUUGAGCUGGGGAUUCUUGAAUUGCUGGCCAAGUGUGGCCAGCUCUCUCCGUUGGACAUUGCGGCCCGGCUCUCCAUCGACAACCCGGCUGCGCCAGACAUUCUCAACCGGAUGCUGCGGCUCCUCGUGAGUUACUCCAUCUUAUCAUGCACUCUCGUGGAGGAUAAAGGCGGCCGCCCCCAGAGGCUCUACAGCCUUGGGCCUCGGAGCAAGAACUGCCUUAAAGAUGCAGUUAAGGAAGGAGGGGCAGAUCCUUUCACCCGUAGGAACGGCAUGGGCCUAGGCGAAGACGGUCGUCGAUCUGGGCGGUGGCGUCGGCGAGACCCUGAAAACCAUACUCUCCAAGAACCCCACAUCCGCGGCAUCAACUAUGACUUGCCUCAUGUGAUCGCAGCUGCUCCUCCCAUUCCUGGUAUUACUCAUGUUGGAGGAGACAUUCUAAAGGCCGUCCCUAAAGCAGAUGUCCAUUUCAUGAAGUGGGUUCUUCAUUGCGGGGACGAUGAGUUCUGCGUGAAGGUGCUCAAGAAUUGCUGGGAGGCAUUGCCGCCGACGGGGAAAGUGGUGAUCGUGGACGAGGUGGCCCCGGAGUAUCCUGAGACCGACAUUGUCUCACAGACCACGCUCUUGAUGGACUUGAACGCCCUGAGGAUGACCGGGGGCGGGAAGACCCGGACGCAAAGGGAAUUCGCGGACCUUGCCCGCGCCUCGGGAUUCCAUGCCCCGAAAUACGUUCUGCGCGUGUACAACCUAUGGUUGUUUGAGCUUCACAAGAAGAUGUGACGAUCGCAAUGGUCGAUGGCUUCUUCUCAGUUUGAUGAUGGCUUCACUACGUUAACACCAUUGUCUCAUGUUGUCGACAAGCAGUGGUUUGGUCCUUCCAAAUAAAAUAAGAAUUUCCCCUUUCUUUUUUGGACUUA
Molecule: messenger RNA, 1028 nt
Organism: Eucalyptus grandis
Lineage: Eukaryota; Viridiplantae; Streptophyta; Magnoliopsida; Myrtales; Myrtaceae
Product: caffeic acid 3-O-methyltransferase-like
Exons: 5
Coding region: 1-891 (296 amino acids)
Biological process (GO): methylation
Molecular function (GO): S-adenosylmethionine-dependent methyltransferase activity; O-methyltransferase activity; protein dimerization activity
Source: RefSeq, a predicted model, not a curated record